GCGUCGCGGGGAAGCAACAACUUCGCUUUCCUCACCCUUGACGCCAUUGCUCAGCUUCUCCUCUUCAGACUCUACGGAGUUUAUAUAUAAAGAGAGAAAUACGGGAAUCAUUUGCUGUAAUUUACAGAAUCAUCAGAGUAUUUCUUGAAUCUCUACAUUCCCUUCUUCUUCUUCUUCAUCAUCAUCUUCUUCUUCUUCUGCAAAGGCGGAUAAAAAACCCUAAAGGAUUUCAAGAAAUCUUGAAGAUUUGGGAAUUGCUGAGAUUUGAUCGAUGUUAGGCGAGUUUGUAACCAGAGUUCUAGUAUUGGUGCUUGGAUAUGCAUACCCUGGAUUUGAAUGCUUCAAGCUUAUGGAGAGCAGCAGGAUUGAUGUAGAGCAGCUCUUGUUUUGGUGCCAAUACUGGGUAAUUGUUGCAAUUAUCACCAUCUUUGAGAGGUUCUUUGAUAUCUUCAUUUCAUGGGUGCCUUUAUAUGGGGAGACGAAGCUGGCGUUUUUCAUCUACCUGUGGCACCCGAAGACGAAGGGAACGAGAUGGGUGUACGAGGCAUUCCUAAGGCCUCUGGUGAGCCAGCACGAGCCCGAUAUUGAACAAAGGCUGCAGAGAUACAGAGCACGAGCCGCCGAUCUCCUCCUCUUCUACAUCAAAAACUUCACCGAACAGGGCCGCUCCCUCUUCCUCGAAAUGCUCCAUUACAUCACCGCCGGCUCCUCCAGCUCCACCUCCAGCUCCAAAUCCAAGAAAAAUAAACGGUCUGAAGACGACCCCCUCGCAAUCCGACGGUCAGAAAAAGAGAAGGACGAUUUCUCUUACAGCCCCGAAGUAGAGGAGGCCUUCCGCGCCGCCCAGGGGACCCAUCGCCGAUCCAAACCCCAUCGCUAGAAUCAUCAAAAGCCUUUUUUUUUUUUUUUUGAGCUUCCCUGU
Molecule: messenger RNA, 922 nt
Organism: Phalaenopsis equestris
Lineage: Eukaryota; Viridiplantae; Streptophyta; Magnoliopsida; Asparagales; Orchidaceae
Product: putative HVA22-like protein g
Exons: 6
Coding region: 272-880 (202 amino acids)
Source: RefSeq, a predicted model, not a curated record